Molecule: messenger RNA, 3125 nt
Organism: Lethenteron reissneri (Far Eastern brook lamprey)
Lineage: Eukaryota; Metazoa; Chordata; Hyperoartia; Petromyzontiformes; Petromyzontidae
Product: E3 ubiquitin-protein ligase TRIM71-like
Biological process (GO): protein polyubiquitination; proteasome-mediated ubiquitin-dependent protein catabolic process
Molecular function (GO): ubiquitin protein ligase activity; zinc ion binding; protein binding
Source: RefSeq, a predicted model, not a curated record
ACAGCAGCAGCAGCAACAACAGCAGCAGUCUCGCAGUGUAGGAGGGCAGCUCCCAUCGCUGGGUUCUCAAUGCGGGAGCGGGGUUUGUGCUGCGAAUGGCUGACUUCGCAGAAGCCUUCCGCACUCGAAGCCUCAUCAGCAGUCUCAUCAUCGGCAGCGGCAGCAGCAGCGGCAGCAGCAGCAGCAGGAGAAUCGUCGGUCCACCGCCCGUGCCAUCUUCCGGAGGGAACCAAGUCGUCGCGAUGCCUUGCUUCCCAAUCAGCGCCAACAACAGCAGCAGCAGCAGCAAUGCCGUUGCGUCUGCCUCGACCACCACCACCGCAGCAUCAGCAUCAGCAGCUGCGGCUGCUGCUUCUUCAUCUGCGGCCACAGCCUCCUCCUCCGCCGUCACCCCGGGCGAUCUCGGCCUGGGCCACGGGGCCGUGGACUUCCCAGACGAUGCGGAGCUUGCAAGCGACCACGACGACGAAGACGACGAAGACGACGAGCUUCCCAAUUUCCUCAUCACCACCAUCCUGGACGUGAUGUCCUCCGCCGAGGACGACAUUCAAUGCAGUCCUCGGCAGCACGAUCAGCAUCAUCAGCAUCAUCAUCAGCAGGGUGGUGUUGGUGGUCGUGAUGCGUCGUGGGUUGUUGUCGAAGAGCCUCCUCCUCCUCCUGCCCCCCGCUGCAGUUCGUGUGAGUCGGGAGCGAGAGCCGCCUCCGAGUGCCUCGUGUGCCGCGAGUUGCUGUGCAGCGCCUGCGUGUCCGCACACCGGCGGGUCAAGCUCACCAAGGAUCACCGCAUGCAGCCAGUGCAGCAGCAGCAGCAGCAGCAUCAGCAGCAGUUGCAGCAGCAGCAUCAGCAGCAGGAGGUGAUGAUGAUGGUGCCGGUUCGAGACGGGGAGCAGACGUACUGCCGACAGCACGAAAGAGAGGUGGCGCGCCUUUUCUGCGACACGUGCGCCGUGCCCAUCUGCCGUGGCUGCACGCUGGCGUGGCACGCCGGCCACAGCUUCGUGUACCUGCAGGACGCGCUGCAGGGAUCGCGCGGCGCCGCCUUGCAGCUGCUGGCAGAGGCUCGUCAGGAGCGCCUCACACUGCAGAUCAGCAUCGAGCGGGUGCAGGCGAUGGUGAAGAGGGUGGACGCCAGGAUGGAGAACAUCCGCUCGGAGGUGCGGGCCGUGGCCGAGCGGCACAAGAAAGCGCUGGAGGAACGCGAAGGGGAACUCCUCUACAAGGUGGAGAAGGUCCACGUGGCCAAGCUCGGCGUGCUGGACCGGCAGGCCGAGGAGCUGCGGCAGAGCCUGGCUCGCCUGGACGGCACGCUGCUCUGCGUGCAGCGCUCGCUGGAGCAGGGCCGCGAGCUGGACGCGCUGAAGGCGCGCGAGCUGGUGCUGGCGCGCGUCCGCGAGCUGCAGGACAUGAAGCGCGCCGGGGCGCUGGCGCCGCGCGAGGACGACCGAGUCAUCUUCACGCCACCCGACGGGGCGCUGUGCGCGGCCCUACGUGCUCUGGGCAGCGUGAGCAGCGGGGCGUGCGCGCUGCUCUCCACGGCGGUGGGCGAGGGGCUGCAGCGAGCCGUGCGGGGCCGCGUCGCCACCUUCGCCGUGGCGCUGCAGGAUCACGGCGGGGACCCCUGCUGCGGGGGAGGGGAGACCCUCGCCGUCGCCGUCACCGCGCCCGACGGGAGCCCCUGCUGGACCGAGGUGGUGGAGCUGCAGGACGGCACGUUCCGUGUGCGCUACCGCUCGGACCAGGACAAGGAGCACCGCGUGAGCGUCACCGUGGCCGCCGCCGCCUCCUCGGCCACCGCGACCCCCGGCGGCGCCGGCCCCGUGCCCCGCCGCCACCUUCCCGGCUCCCCCUUCACCGUGCCGCUGCGCGCGGGCCGCAGCUACGCCGGCGUCGGCAUCCCCCUCCGCUGCUUCGGCGGCGAGGGCGACGCGGACGGGCGGCUGUGCCGGCCCUGGGGCGUGAGCGUGGACCGCGAGGGCCGCUUCGUCGUCGCCGACCGCAGCAACAAUCGCGUGCAGGUGUUCGGCCCCGCCGGGCAGUUCCUCUUCCGCUUCGGCGCGCCCGGGGCGCGUCCCGGCCAGUUCGACCGCCCCGCCGGCGUGGCCUGCGACGACCGCCGCGACCGCAUCGUCGUCGCCGACAAGGACAACCAUCGGGUGCAGGUGUUCAGCUCGCGCGGCCGCUUCCUGCUGGCGAUCGGCGAGCGCGGCCACCUGAACGGCCAGUUCUGCUACCCGUGGGAUGUCGCGGUGAGCCCCGAGUCGGCCGGCGGCGGCCUCAUCCUCGUGUCGGACACGCGCAACCACCGGGUGCAGCUCUUCUCUCCCGACGGCACCUUCGUCAACAAGUACGGCCUGGAGGGCGGCCUGUGGCGGCACUUCGACUCGCCGCGCGGCGUCGCCUUCAUGCCCGACGGCCACCUCCUCGUCACCGACUUCAACAACCAGCGGCUGCUCGUGGUGCGGCCCGACUGCGGCUCGGCGCGUUUCCUCGGCUCGGAAGGCUCGGCCCCCGGCCAGUUCCUGCGGCCGCAGGGCGUGGCCGUGGACGCCGAGGGCCGCGUGAUCGUGGCCGACUCGCGCAACCACCGCGUGCAGAUCUUCGAGCCGGACGGCAGCUUCCUGUGCCAGUUCGGCGGGCCCGGCAGCGGCCUCGGCCAGAUGGACCGGCCGUCGGGCAUCGCGGUCACGCCCGACGGUCUCAUCGCCGUCGUCGACUUCGGGAACAACCGCGUGCUGGUGUUCUAGCUCGCCGUUGGCGCGCGGCUCCCGGUUCUGGUAACAAAACCCCCGAAUCGGCGCUCGCCACGUGACGGCUCGGCUGGGGGGGGCCGUGUCGCCCGGUUUGUCCCCACGCGAGAGUUGGUCCCUUCUCCGUAGCUCCGUUUUUAACGGUGACGUCGAAGUAACGUCGAGAGAACGAAAAAAAUUUCUUUCGACCGUCGCUCCCAACGGUUUCGUUUCACCGUCGGUUCGUGGCGUGCCCGGGGCUCCUUCACCCCCUAAAGCUGCCUUACCAUCCGCGUCGUCCGUCUUAACAAAACAACAACGCCUGUCUGUCCGUCCGUCCGUCCGUCCGUCUUUUACCAACCGUUGUACACGCGACGCUCCUGCUUUUCCACACCCCCC